This is a messenger RNA of Paramecium tetraurelia, 951 nucleotides long. RefSeq lists its product as uncharacterized. Lineage: Eukaryota; Ciliophora; Oligohymenophorea; Peniculida; Parameciidae. The record is from RefSeq and is a predicted model, not a curated record. The transcript is spliced from 3 exons.
AUGAAUCAAUAAUACCAAUCAGGUGAUGUUGAAGUUCAUGGGUUCUAAUAACAACAGCCAAAAAAAUAUGUUUAAGUCGGCAGCUACUGCGAUGUGUACUACGAUGUGCAGAAAAUCAGACAGUUUGAGGAUGGAAUUGAAAUGAUAGAAUUAAAUGAUACAUUGCAUCAAGGCAAGGCUUCCCAAAUGCGUUCAUAUUACACCAUGAAAUGGAUGGAAUACUUGAGUGAACUUGAGAUUGAGUUAAAAGCCAUUCUCCUUGAUAGAGCACUCUUUGUCCCUGACCUAAAUCAAUAUUUCAAUAAGCGUCUCUAGCCGAUGAUAGAAGUCGCUCUCGAUAAAUCUAUUAAUGAUACCAGCAAAUUAAAGAUCUAAUGUUACAUCAAUGAGAUCCUGCUUCUAGUUCAAAGUGUGAGUAUUAAGAUAUGGAAGGAACAUCCUCAGAUUUCACUUUCAAUCCUAAAACGUUUGCACUCUAUCCUAAGCAAUUCUUUCUACGAUAGCAAAAUUCGGGACUUAAGCGCCUAUAUUGACACAUUUAAUGACUUCUACGGUGAACGCUUGCAUCAUGGUGUUAGAAGUGAACUUGAAGGCUCUGAUAACAUCCAAUUCACAGAACUCUACAAUUCCAAGACCUUUUAUCCACUCAAGGGGGAGAUCCUGGAUUCCUAUCGAAUGAAUCAAGAUGUGUAUUCGUUCUCCCCAUUUCAAAGAGUCCAAAUCCACUACUUCUACAAGAAUGGAGGCUUCGCUCUCUUGGAUGACGCCAUUAGGAAUUUCAAUCUAAAUAAUUUGGAUGUCUUCUCCAUCUUCCAAUAUCUCAAUACUUUUUUGGAUAGGCAGAAGUUUUUGAAUUAUUUCCACCAUUUUCGACUUUCAGUCUUUGACAUCCAAAUUGACAGAGGAAGAAAUCAAGAAUUCCAAUCGAGACACAAUCAAAAAGUUGACUGA